UACAGUGCUUCUUCUCUUUGCUACUUAAUUUGUGGUUCAAUUGCACAGAUGGAUUACUAAGAAACCAAUAGUUGGAUGGCUUGUCCUACAGAUAGAACAACUAAAAUGUAGGCAAUUAAAUUCUGAUGGCCAGAUGAAAUUGCAGAAUAAUUCUCUGCAUAUCCUGUUUACUACAAAAUCUGGAGAGCUUUACAUGAUGUUUCUACAAUUAAACUCAGGGAACAUGUACAUGCAAGCCUUUGUGACUAUUUUCUUCAAUUAACUCCUGCUAUGGGAAUAUGUCCUUCUUGGAAGCCUAAGAGUAAUAAAAAUUCCAUUGGAAAAGUUCAUAACAGGGAACAAGAUGGACAAUCUAAUAAAUGGAACAAAUGAAGUAUAUACCACCACUGAAUAUGACUAUAGUGGUAUGGUAACACCAUGCCAGGCAAAGGCUUCCCAAAAAUUUGGUUCCAGUAUCCUGCCUACCCUUUAUUCUUUGGUAUUCAUCUUUGGUCUUUUGGGUAACAUGCUAGUUGUACUGAUUCUAAUCAAAUAUAAGAAAUUCAAGAGUAUGACUGAUAUAUACCUAUUAAAUUUAGCCAUUUCUGAUUUGCUUUUCAUUUUCUCAAUCCCAUUUCGGAUUCAUUAUGUAGCAGAUGAAUGGGUAUUUGGAGAUCCAAUGUGCAAAAUUAUUGUUGGAAUCUAUUUUUUAAGCUUCUACAGUGGAAGCUUUUUCAUAAUCCUCUUGACUAUUGAUCGGUAUUUAGCAAUAGUCUAUGCAGUGUUUGCAUUAAAAGCCAGAACAGUAUUCUAUGGCAUCAUCACAAGCAUUAUUACCUGGGGCCUAGCAAUUCUAGCCUGUUCACCAGGAAUAAUCUUUAUUAGAGCACAAGAAGAAAAUGGUAGGAUAACAUGUUCUUUUCAUUUUCCUCAUCAAAGUUCCUUCAGAUGGAACGUGUUCUUUACACUGGAACUGAACUUCAUAGGCUUGAUUUUUCCAAUGAUGGUUAUGAUUUUCUGCUAUGCAUGCAUCAUAAAUACUUUGCUGAGAUGCAGAAAUGAGAAGAAGAACAAAGCAGUCAGGCUUAUUUUUAUCAUAAUGAUUGUUUAUUUCCUUUUCUGGGCCCCAUACAAUGUUGUUGUUCUGCUCCAGUUGUUCCAAACUGAUUUAUCCCUUGAUAAUUGCAGCAAAUUAAAUGGUAUCGGUAUAGCAACUCAAGUGACUGAAACACUUGCAAUAGCUCAUUGCUGUAUCAAUCCUGUGAUCUAUGCUUUUGCUGGCGAGAAAUUUAGAAAAUACACUAUUACCUUUUUCCGAAAACAUGGUGGUCACCAUCUCUCAAAAUACUGUGUCUUUCUAUAUCGAGAACCUCUGGAACGGGCCAGUUCCACUUACUCUCAUUCUACUGGAGAGCAAGACAUUUCAGCAGUCUUAUAAAGCAUAUCUUUAGGAAAAAAAUUGAAUGAUUUUUUAUUGGUGCAUUUUUAUGGACCUCUGCAAUAUAGGUAGUCCUCAACUUAUGAUCACAAUUGAGCCCAAGAUACAUUUGUUAAGUGAGUUUUGCCCCAUUUAACAAUCUUCCUUGCCACAGUUAAAUAAAUCACUGCAGUUAUUAAGU
This is a messenger RNA of Notechis scutatus (mainland tiger snake), 1598 nucleotides long. RefSeq names its product C-C chemokine receptor type 5-like. NCBI's taxonomy places the organism in Eukaryota, Metazoa, Chordata, Lepidosauria, Squamata, Elapidae. Gene Ontology annotation, cellular component: cytoplasm; membrane; external side of plasma membrane. Gene Ontology annotation, molecular function: C-C chemokine receptor activity; C-C chemokine binding. Gene Ontology annotation, biological process: calcium-mediated signaling; inflammatory response; cell chemotaxis. The record is from RefSeq and is a predicted model, not a curated record.